AGGUUGGAGUGGGUCAACUUCGUAGAAAUAAGCCUGGCUAUGACAUUGACAAGGGUGGAAUAAAUGAUGCUAAAAAGGAAAAGAAUGAGGUUUCACGGGUUAAUAUUGAUAGUGUGAGUGGCGAUGAUUUAGAGACAAUUUUAAGACAAAAGGCUUUGGAAAAUAUAAAAAGUUUCCGAAGUGGACUUGGACAAUCCCAAGCAGCUGCAAAGAGUGCUGUGAUGAUAAGCAUGAUGGUGCGGUGGAGGCACUGUCCCCUGUGAUGCCUGAACUAGGCCAAAUUAAAUCCUCCAAGAGUAAUCUUACCAGAAUGCCGAGAGAAGACUAUGCUUAUUUUUUGCAACAUAAGAAGAUUCCCAAUGGAGGGAUUUGUGGCAGUGAAUCUAGCUCUGCUAGGAAUAAUGUUCAUCCACCUGACCAGGUGGCUAUUCCUGGCAGAGAAAAGGUUAGUACAGUUUCUAGUUAUAGUAAAAACAAAACAUGGUUGAUUACAUCAGCAUCAAGGCAAGCAUUAUCAAAUGCUACCACCACCCUAGAAGAAACUUUGGAUUCACCGGAAGCUAAUCAGGCAAAGUUGGCAAGUGGGACUAGCUUAGGCAAGAGUGCCACCCUGAAAGAAGCACCUACCCCACUGGAAGCCAAUCAGGCAAAGUUGAGGAGUGGGAGUAAUGUAGUUAAGAAUGCCACUCAUGGUGCUCACACUGUCACCUCUCCCACCUCUCCCAUAGUCAAUGGCAAUGAUGCCUCUGUUUCUACUCCUGCCGAACCUUCAGCCUGCAUUGCAUCUUCAGCAGGAGAUAUUACCUUGAAUAAAUCGCUUGAUGAAGGCAAGGCUGGCUCACAGUUGGAACAGAAGACAACGUCUGUAACGUGUGGUGGGGAAAUGGUACAGGUGAAUUACAAGGUCUACAUUCCUAAGAGAAUCUCUGCAUUGGCUAGGAGGCAACUCAAGCGGUGAUGUUUAUGGUGGGAUAGGCAUGGCACUGCAUGUGAAGGUUUUGCUCAUGCAUCUUAUAAUAAAAAUAUUUGCACAAUAAGAUAGAAACCUUUAAAAUUAAUUUUUGACCGACUUUAUUCAGCACCUGAACUUUAGUGGGAAGAAGAUUGAUUUUUGUAUUAAUCAUCAU
This is a messenger RNA of Populus trichocarpa (black cottonwood), 1127 nucleotides long. RefSeq lists its product as uncharacterized. NCBI's taxonomy places the organism in Eukaryota, Viridiplantae, Streptophyta, Magnoliopsida, Malpighiales, Salicaceae. The coding region runs from base 263 to 958 and encodes 231 amino acids. The record is from RefSeq and is a predicted model, not a curated record. The transcript has 2 exons.